ACAUAAUAAAAAAUGGAAUCAAUAAGAUCGGAUGGGUUUACUUCUCAUUUAAAUGUGAUAUUCAACGCAUCUAAAUUUCUAGUCCACAGUAUUCGGUCGUAAUCGAACAUUUUAUACUUUCAGAAUUUGCAAAACUCAAAGAUACCGAGAGCUGAAGAGGGAAGCGAGACGCAUCUGCAGACAAAAGAAGAAAGAGGCCGAAAUGCGUGAACACGAAGAGCUUGAGAAGCUGGCAGACAGAGGUAAUGCUCGAAAAUUUUACGAAAAAAUGAAGCGACUUAACGAAGGUUUCAAAACCGAAGCAUCUACAUGUAGAUACCAAGAUGGUAAUCUGGUAACCGAUGUCCAGGGCAUACUGGGAUUAUGGAGGGAACACUUCUCCGACCUGCUGAAUGGCAGUGAAAGUACAACACUAGGAGAUGGCGAACCCGAUUCCCCAAUCGAUGACGAUGGAAUAGAUAUUCCAUUACCCGACCAUGAAGAAAUUCGAAUAGCAAUUACCCGCCUGAAGAACAACAAAGCGGCAGGGACCGAUAGAUUACCGGAUGAGCUAUUCUGA
This is a messenger RNA of Zeugodacus cucurbitae (melon fly), 559 nucleotides long. RefSeq lists its product as uncharacterized. The transcript is spliced from 2 exons. Bases 203 to 559 code for a protein of 118 amino acids. NCBI's taxonomy places the organism in Eukaryota, Metazoa, Arthropoda, Insecta, Diptera, Tephritidae. The record is from RefSeq and is a predicted model, not a curated record.